CUGCUAGUCAUAUAGUUAGACAUAUUAUAAGCUUAUAUAUAUAUAUAUAUAUAUAGAAAGUAAUGUCAUCUAUACCGAUGUUAACUAUCCCCGAAGGGGCGUAUGAUCCAAAUGGGUUUACAUCCAUAAGGAGAAAAUCACAACUAGUUCAAUAUCUUAUUCGUCUCACUAAUGGAUCAUCCAUUGGACUAAUAUUAGCAUAUGCUAUCGGGAUGUUUGUGAUUAAACCAUUAUUGGAAACUACUGCAACAAGACGUUUACAAGUCUGGGAACUGUAUAGAAAGAAACUCAUGGAUUUUUAUCUUAGUUUAAUUACUAAAGUAAGUUAUAUCCCCAUAGUAGCUAAAAAGAAAGAUAAUGAUAAACGAUUAUAUAAUGAUAUGGUUAUACAAACUGAUGAUUCAUAUUUAGAUAAGUCCCGGUAUAAGUCAGAAAAGGAGAAAAAUGAAGAAUUGGAAGCUAAUGAUAAAUUGUAUCAAUUAAAAUUGCAUAACAGAUUAAAGAAGUUGAAUGUUGCAUUAAACAAUAUCGACACUUAUCUGGUACAGAAAUUGUCUAAUUUCAAACUGGCAUCGUUUGCCAUCAAGGAUUUCCAGAAUAAGACAGAUCUUGUCUAUUUCACCCAUAGUAAUUAUUUUACUGAUGAUUCAGAUACUAGUAAUAGUAUUAAUACUAAUACUAAUACUACUAAAGAUAGUACUAAUACUAAUACUACUAAAGAUAGUGAUAACAAGGAUUCUGAAUCUAAGAAAAACUUUAGUGGUGUAAGAAGAAAAAACUUGGCUACCGAAACCAAGAACGAAAUCAGAAGUAUUAAGGGUUCGUUAAUGACUACUUACUAAUCCUCUAAGUAUGUAAUGUUGUAUGUAAUGUAUGAACGUAUUAAAU
Molecule: messenger RNA, 888 nt
Organism: Scheffersomyces amazonensis
Lineage: Eukaryota; Fungi; Ascomycota; Pichiomycetes; Serinales; Debaryomycetaceae
Gene: PEX17
Product: Pex17p
Exons: 1
Coding region: 63-842 (259 amino acids)
Source: RefSeq, a predicted model, not a curated record